AUGGCACAGAGUUCUGAAAACGUUAUUCCUACUCUACGUGAUUACUUCAAUUCCCAAAAGCCAGGGGAAGAGGAUGAGUUUAUGUUCUGCCGGGUUCCACCGAGGCCUACAAAAAUGGGAAACAAGGCAAAGGAGAGACAUGGUUUCUUCAAUCAAGGAUCCAAGGAAAGAAGCAGAAGGAAUAUAUCAGAUGCUGAAAAGUUCUCAGUGGAACAAUAUUCUUCCGGUGGGUUUUUCGGGGUACGGUUGAACACACAUGGAAAACAACAACAACUACAAAGAUCAGCUAAGCCUUUAGGUUCAGAGAGAAACAUGGAACCAAGAUUGCAAAAGUCGGUUUCUGCUCGAAUGCAAUUUCCAUCGUUUAUGUCUUCUUCAAAGGGAAGCAAUCAGUCUACUUCUACGGAUAAUUCAAGCUCAACGAGCUGGUUUAGCCGUAUCAAGAAAAUGUCGAAUCCAUUUUCAAAUCGGAAUCCUCUGAUACCAAAAUCAGGAGAAAUCAAGGUCAAUGGCGGUGCAAUGCUCUCAAGGAACAAGUCCUUUAGAAAGUCUUCACCUGUUCAUCUACAUGCCCAUCUAAGUAUGCAAUAUGAACUUGGGAUGCCUGUUUUCACCUUCUCGCUAGACCGCCCGGAUGAUGUGUAUAUGGCCAGUACACGGAUAGAUGAUAAUGAAUCUCGGUUUGUCUAUUCGUUUCGCUACAUUGGUGGUAGAAGCAAUAAAAACCUUGGUGAACAGCGGUCUAAUGUUUCAGGUAUAGAAUCUUCAUUAAUAGGACAGAUGCAAGUUUCAACUCAAAUCUGCUUAGAGGCAGAACCAUAUGAAGAUCCUGUGGAAUCAACUUUGUCGGAAUUCGUUCUUUUUGACAUUGCACGAGCUAGGAGAAGUGGCUUCAAGCAUGAAAAACUGUCGAGACAGAACAGUUUCAGACGAGGAUUGGACCCGAGUCAGUCGAUAUAUUCAGAGACAGCGAACAGAGUAUUCGAUGGCUCAUUUGACUCGAACCUACAACAAGAAAACAGUUUCAGCCGAGGAUUGUCACGUAGUCUAUCAAAACAUUCAGAGACUAGUGUAUCUGAUCCUUGGCCGGCCUCAACUUUACAUCCAGGCUUAGAGAUUGCAGCCAUUGUUAUAAGAGACUCUUGUUCGAGCAAUGACAGUUUUAUGUACAUGAAGAACUGUAAACUCUCUAGACGAGAGAUGAAAGUUAUAGUUCCAGCAGGAAACCACGGUUUGCCUGAUACCGAAAACUCAUGUCCUACACCGAUACUGCAGAGAUGGAGAUCAGGUGGAGGCUGUGAUUGUAGCGGAUGGGACAUGGGUUGUCACCUUUUUGUCCUAGAAUCUCCGGAAACCUGUUUUGCAGAAGAACCAGAACUCAUCAACAAUCGCCACGGUUUGGAACUUUUCAUAGAGGGCGGGAAAGAGAAUAUACCAGCAAUGACAAUGGCGUUAAUCAGAGAAGGACAUUACGUGGUCAACUUCCACGCGAAGCUCUCAGCUUUACAAGCAUUCUCAGUUUGUGUCGCUGAGCUACACAGAACUGAAGUCUCAAGAGGAGAAAGAAGUAACUCUUUGUCUAGAUGCAGUUCACUCAGAGAGCUUAUCGAUAUGGCUACUCCGGUAAACAGAGAUACUAGAGAAGAAGUCCUUUCUUCUUUCAUGCCUAAUGUCACUUUCUCUCCGAUUUCAAGGGUUUGA
This is a messenger RNA of Arabis nemorensis, 1701 nucleotides long. NCBI's taxonomy places the organism in Eukaryota, Viridiplantae, Streptophyta, Magnoliopsida, Brassicales, Brassicaceae. The record is from the annotation of a GenBank genome assembly.